AUGGCCGCCCUACCUCAGUACUCGUACAUCUUCGGAUUGGGCAUCUGCUUCGCCUUCCUCGAUGCGUGGAGCAUCGGAGCUAAUGAUGUCGCCAACUCGUUCGCGACCUCGGUCAGUUCGAGGUCGCUGACUAUGACCAAAGCGAUGACCAGCGGUGGUAUCAUGGAAUUCGUAGGAGCAGUGCUUGCUGGAUCUCGUGUCGUAGGAACCAUCCGUAACGAUAUCAUCUCCAUCGAGGCUUUUGAACAGGACCCAAGCGUGCUUAUGAUGGGUAUGCUGUGUGCCUUGAUCGGUUCCUCGCUCUUCUUGACUCUGGCCACCAAGAUCGGUCUCCCUGUAUCCACCACUCACUGUAUCAUCGGUGGUAUCAUCGGCGUCGGCUUUGCAACUGUCGGCGCGAACGGUGUUGACUGGUCAUGGGGAGGUGUCUCUCAAGUCUUCGCUGCCUGGGGUAUCGCACCUUGCAUUGCCGGCUGCUUCGGUGCCAUGAUCUUCACCUUUACAAUGUCCGGCGUCUUCAAGUCGAAGAAUCCACUCAGGAUGGGCAUAAUUACGGUCCCAAUAUACUUUGCCCUCACCAGCGGUAUCUGCACCAUGCUCAUUGUCUGGAAAGGCGCUGCGUCUCUUGAUCUCGAUGACUGGGGAGUCGCACCCACCGUCGGCACGAUCUUUGGUGUCGCCGAUGGAUGUGCUCUUCUGUCCGUCAUCUUCCUUCUGCCAUUCGUCUACGUUCGACUAGUCAAGGAAGACUGGCAGGUCAAGCAGUGGGACAUCCUCAAAGGCCCGCUUCUCCUCCGCCGUCGAGCACCACCGCCAAUGCCAGCUGGCCACCGCCUCGUGUCAGACUACUAUGCCGGCCACAAGACACGUGAAGAACUCGAGCGUGAUGGCGCCGACCGUGAAUCUACCGGCGAUGAAGAGAGUAUCGGCAAGGACGGCGUGGCUCCAGCUGCUGCUCUCGCCUUGGAAGAGACCAGCGCGAGCGCUGUUGCACAACCCAGCGUCACAUCCGACCAGAUGGCCAAGGCCGAGAGGCAACUCAACAUUCGCAAGUGGUACGAGCCACAAAUGCUCUGGAAGAAGUUUGUAUGGCUGUUUUUCUUCCGUGGUGUCAUGGUUGACGUUGUCGUCGAGCAGUCGCACUCCAACGAGGCUAAGGGUCUGCAACGACUCCUUGCCGGAACCAGCCUGGCUGACAAGCACGCACGUGUUGAACACUAUAACCCCAAGGUUGAGCAUCUUUACUCUUUCCUCCAAGUCCUCACUGCCGCUACCGCGUCUUUCGCGCAUGGUGCCAACGACGUUGCUAUUGCCAUGGGUCCGUUAUCUGCUAUCUACCACAUCUGGAACACUGGCACCACAGGCGAAGACUCUGCGGUCCCGAUCUGGGUUCUCGUCUUUGGAGGUGCUUCUAUCUCCAUCGGUCUCUGGACUUACGGAUACAACCUGAUGCGCAACUUGGGUAACCGCAUCACUCUCCACUCGCAUUGCAGAGGUUUCCCCAUGGAGCUUGGUGCCGCGCUCACCGUUGUCCUCGCCACCCGUCUCGCUCUUCCGGUCUCGACUACGCAAUGUAUCAUUGGUGCCACUGUUGGUGUUGGUCUUUGCGCUGGAGAUGUCAAGGCUAUCAACUGGCGCAUGGUCAUUUGGGCUUAUGCUGGUUGGUUCAUUACGUUGCCUUGCACUGCUGUUUUUGCUGGAUGUUUGAUGGGGUCCAAGAUUAAUUCGCCGCAGUUUGGGAACUCUGUUCAGAGAUUGGGGAUAAGUUAUGUCAUAGCGAUAGCCUGUCAUUGGCAUGUAGACACUUGA
Molecule: messenger RNA, 1809 nt
Organism: Fulvia fulva
Lineage: Eukaryota; Fungi; Ascomycota; Dothideomycetes; Mycosphaerellales; Mycosphaerellaceae
Product: Phosphate-repressible phosphate permease pho-4
Exons: 2
Coding region: 1-1809 (602 amino acids)
Biological process (GO): phosphate ion transmembrane transport
Cellular component (GO): membrane
Source: RefSeq, a predicted model, not a curated record